Saccostrea cuccullata (small rock oyster) is the source of this 4644-nucleotide messenger RNA. Its product is annotated as potassium voltage-gated channel subfamily H member 1-like. The record is from RefSeq and is a predicted model, not a curated record. Gene Ontology annotation, cellular component: plasma membrane. Gene Ontology annotation, molecular function: voltage-gated potassium channel activity. The coding region runs from base 171 to 4349 and encodes 1392 amino acids. The transcript is spliced from 10 exons. Gene Ontology annotation, biological process: potassium ion transmembrane transport; regulation of membrane potential. NCBI's taxonomy places the organism in Eukaryota, Metazoa, Mollusca, Bivalvia, Ostreida, Ostreidae.
UAAUACCUUCCAGAGAAUGUGAAAAUGAAUCUAAACAUGGAUAUUAUUUUAUUUUGGAAUGUUGCAAAGGUGAAGGAAUUGUGGUGUUUUUAUUUUCAUCCUUAAAAAAAAACUGCAGACAUAGAUAGAAUUGGAUUUACUCGUCUUCUGGAUGCCCACGUGAAAUCGAAAUGCCGGGAGCAAGGAGGGGACUUGUCGCCCCCCAAAAUACUUUUUUAGAAAACAUCAUAAGAAGAUCCAAUGGCCAACACAGCAGUUUCCUCCUGGCAAACGCCCGGAUCAUGGACUACCCCAUUGUGUACUGCAACGACGGCUUCUGCAAACUCUCCGGCUACAACCGCGCGGAAGUCAUGCAGAAGAGCAGCACGUGCAGUUUCAUGUAUGGCGACCUGACAGAAAAAGAAACCGUGGAGAAAGUCGAGACGGCAUUCGAAGAAACGGAACAAACACAAGUCGAGAUUCUACUCUACAAGAAAAAUCGCACCCCACUAUGGCUACUUCUACAUAUUGCACCAAUCAGAAACGAAAAGGAACAAGUGGUUCUUUUCCUGUGUACAUUCAAAGACAUCACAGCUUUAAAACAACCAAUAGACGAAGAAGGAAGUUUAAGCAAGUUUGCCAGACUUGCUCGUUCUGUGACAAGAAACCGUUCAACCCUGCUGCAAUUCUCCUCUCACAUGCCAAGCACCAAGUUCGACAACUCCAAGCCAUCACAAAUUGCAAAUAUGAUGAGUCUGAACUCAGACGUACUGCCACAAUACCGACUAGAAGCGCCAAAAACUCCCCCUCAUAUAAUUCUUCAUUACUGCUUAUUUAAAACCGUGUGGGACUGGAUCAUCCUGUUUCUGACAUUUUACACCGCCGUGACAGUUCCUUACAAUACCGCCUUCAAAAACAAAACCAUGGACCAAGUUCCUCUUCUUGUCAUUGACAGCAUCGUCGACGUCGUCUUUUUCGUCGACAUCAUCCUCAACUUCCACACCACAUUUGUGGGUCCUAGUGGGGAAGUUAUUUCUGAUUCAAAAAUAAUCCGAAUGAACUACUUGAAAAGUUGGUUUGUUGUCGACGUGUUGUCCUGCCUACCAUACGAUGUGUUCAAUGCAUUUCAAUAUGUUGAUGAUGGUAUCAGUACACUUUUUAGUGCUCUGAAAGUUGUCCGUUUAUUAAGACUUGGUCGAGUUGUCCGAAAAUUGGACCAUUAUCUGGAAUAUGGAGCCGCCAUGUUGAUACUUCUGAUCCUUGUGUUUAUUCUUUUUGCUCAUUGGUUCGCUUGUGGAUGGUACAGUAUUGGACUAAGUGAAAUUCAGAGUGGGAUAUCAUACGGUUGGCUCACCUAUUUAUCGAAUACUACUGGAGACGUAUUUUAUUUUCUGAAUGGAACAUCGGAACUGGACGUUUCUGGGGGGCCAGGAAAGGGGAUGCGGUACCUGACCUCCCUUUACUUCACCUUAUCUUGCAUGACCGGUGUAGGAUUUGGAAAUGUUGCUGCAAAUACAGAGCAUGAAAAGCUAUUCUCAAUUUUUAUGAUGAUUAUUGGAGCUCUACUUUACGCACUUAUCUUUUCCAACGUAACUACCAUAUUUCAACAAUUCUACGCAAACUUUGCUCGCUAUCACGACAUGCUGAAUAGCGUGCGGGAGUUCAUGAAGCUACAUGACGUCCCAAAGUCUCUCAGUGAACGUGUCAUGGAUUACAUUGUAUCCACGUGGGCAAUCACUAAGGGAAUCGAUGCAACCAAGGUCUUGAAUUACUGCCCAAAAGACAUGAAAGCAGAUCUUUGUGUUCAUCUAAAUCGAAAGGUAUUUUUGGAGCAUCCUGCUUUCCGCCUAGCUAGUGAUGGUUGUCUACGAGCACUUGCUAUGCAUUUUAAUAUGACGCACAGUGCCCCGGGAGACCUUAUCUUUCACCAGGGAGAGAGUCUCGAUGCUUUGUGUUUUGUUGUCACGGGAUCUCUAGAAGUCAUCCAGGAUGAUGAAGUCGUUGCAAUUUUGAGUAAGGGUGACGUCUUUGGGGACAACUUUUGGAAGGAACACACAAUUGGCCAAUCAACAGCAAACGUUCGAGCACUAACGUACUGUGACCUUCACACAAUCAAACGAGGGCGUCUGCUGGAAGUGCUGGAAUUCUACCACGCUUUUGCUAAUUCUUUCGCAAGGAACCUUACACUCACUUAUAACCUUAGACACAGGCUGAUUUUCAGGAAGGUUGCUGAUGUCAAGAAAGAGAAAGAACUUGCUGAAAAAAGAAAGAACGAUCCUCCUCUAGAGUUAUCAAGUGAUCAUCCUGUUAGAAAACUUAUUUCUAGAUUUAGAAAGAUCAGUGAUGCAAAGGCGAUGCAAACUAAUACUGACCCCGAAAAGGGAAGCAAGGCAGAUAUGAACGGAGGAGAGAGAGGCGGGCCCGAAAAGUCACGAAGUUUUGCUCGCCUUAUCAAUGUUACCGAAAACUCCGCUCCUAAAACGGGCGGAGGAUCCUCGAAAUGGGGUAAAAUGGUGAAUGGCACUGGUCCUUCAGACGGUGAAGGCAAGCAGAAUAAACCAAUUAACGAAAACAAAGAGGAGCCCAAGAAUGGGGAGCCCCAUAAACAGCACUUAAAACCUGCUCCAAAGUGGGGCAAAAUGAUGGGGAGAAAUAUGGAACAAAGUAAAGACACUGAAAAAGAAGAAACUCAGAACAAUCUACGAAAGACAGAGUCAAUGGACAGUGGUAUAAUUCGUAGCAAUGUGAAACUGGAUCUUAUUAACGAAGAAACAGUCGAGCACUCAGUGUUGAUGCGGAAUGAGACUAACAAUAACAUAACAAGUCGUGAUACUUCUAUCUCUGCUAUGUCUGUAGCAGAACGUCAUAUGUUGACAUCAAUUCAUGACAUUAAACUAGAAAUGAAAGAGGACAUGGACAUCUUACAUCAAAAAAUGAAUAGAAUAGACGAGCAAAUCGCGGAAAUUUUACGGAUGUUCUCCCCUAGUACCUCUUCAUGUUCCUCAAACGAGGACUCCACUUAUCCACAUUCCAAAGACAAUUCUGAAGGGAACACCGAAAAUAACACUAGUGCGGAUCCCGCCACUGAAUCCUCGGGAGAAGAAUCUCCCAAACCCACAAUGCUUAUUUGUGAUGUGGAGUUCAUUCCAAAAGUUACACGUGAAAGUCCGAUUCUGAAUCUUCCAAAAGACAGUGACGCCAAUACGACACGGUCUAAUUCCGUGUCUUUAGGUGUUUCUCCGAUAAGCCGACUUUCGUCGUCAGCAAGUCAUUCUACUUUACAGGGUAAUCAUAUAGGGCAUCCUUCAGAUAAUGUUACUUUGUCAAAUCUCAAAAAAUCAAAGGAGGAACCUCAGAGUGGGUCAUCCAAUAACUCUUCAAAACCGAAUUCCUCAACAGACAAGGGACAUCUUCAAGUUCAGAAUAUCAACACGGUCUCCAGUCACAAAACGUCAUCAGAUACUUCUAUUAUUAAAACAUCAACGGCAAGUAGUGGACGUGUUUCAACUCCAGCAAGUAAUGAACGUGUUUCAUUUCCGACAAGCAAUGACCGUGUUCCAUCUCCAAUAGUUGGCGGACCUGUUUUAUCUCCAGCAAGUAGUGAACAAGUUUCUACUCAUGUUUCUAACGAGAGAAAUAACGCAAUGUCGAGUACUAAAGGUGGAAGUAGCACACAGUCUAACGCCAAAGAUGGAAAUAAUACAUCUCCCGUUGUUCGUGAACAUGUUUCUCUUUCAGAUUCCAUAACUCAAAACACGCCUCCAAAGAUCAGAAAAGGUACACCACCACCGCCUAGUCAAGUAAUGCAAAAUAAAAACAACGGAGGAUAUAAAUCAACGUCAUCUUCAAAUGGUGAAAAUAAUGUAUUAUCCUCACAAGAGAACUUAAAGACUUCAUCUGUCUAUGCUGCAAAUCAAAUCCUAUCAAAGAACAGUCAAUAUUCACCAUCAACAAAGGACGCAUAUCCGCUAAUUUCUGCACUUGGUCCGGCAGCUGGGUAUUCCAUGAAUCCCACGGGAAUGUCUACUCCGAGACCGAUAUCUCCUAAAUCAUCAGCAAGUCAGUUGUCGCCGCCUUUGGGACCUGCAGCCUCAAUAAGUGACGUAAGCGUGACUGACGUGUCUAGCCCGCGAAACGUUAUUUCUAUGGCAGACGAUGUGCUAAAAAUGAAAACAAAAACCCCUAGAGGCUCUCAAGACCAAAGACUUAAAUACAGUUCAAAUAUUCAUAGUUUAAGUAAAGCAAAAACGGACAGAAAGAUGUCACCUGACUCUCAGCGUCCGGAGACGCGAAGAAUCCCCGGGGGGAUCACCUUACCCCUGGACAACGAAGGGGCUCAUGUCAAGGACCGUGACCUUGAUAUUUUAUGAGACCUAUACCGUGUGUUCUUGAAAAAAAUCCCGAAAAUUCUGCGAUGUGGUUUUCACUGUGUGACGCAUUAUCCUAGUUGUGAUAUAAUAUGUAAAUUAUUUGCGCCCAAGUGACAAUUCUAGGACUAGACAAAACUCAGGCUGUUUAUUUUUUGUCCUGUGUGGUAAGAGAAUUCAGCGGGUAGUUCCCGUGGACGUCUAAAACGCUGUUGUAAGUUCAAGACUUGGAAAAGUUCUUCGAACACCGGGUUUAUUGUUGAUUAGACGCUGUUGAGCUUCGUGUUUUUACACAUAU